AUGGGUGGACAGUGGGAGUUGGGUCCAGAAGACGACAAAGGAAAAGAACCAAGCAGAGAGAGAGGAGAGAACUGGACAGACGCAGAAGCCAUGCAGAUGCCAGGAGGUGAGGGGAGGAAAGAAAUACACACACAAGAUGGCCGACAAGAGACAGAGAUGAAGAAACCAACACAAAAUGGCUCAGAUGAGACAGAAAUGGGGAACCAACACAAGAUGGCCGACAAGAGACAGAGAUGGGGAACCAACAAAAGUGCAAAGGCUCUCGUCCACUGGGACCUGGGACCUGUCCGGAGAGAAUUAUGUGUGGGUGAAGUUUGUCCUGGUCCCUAG
This is a messenger RNA of Knipowitschia caucasica, 330 nucleotides long. NCBI's taxonomy places the organism in Eukaryota, Metazoa, Chordata, Actinopteri, Gobiiformes, Gobiidae. The record is from the annotation of a GenBank genome assembly.